Messenger RNA from Fragaria vesca subsp. vesca, 1106 nucleotides. Its product is annotated as short-chain dehydrogenase/reductase 2b-like. Gene Ontology annotation, cellular component: membrane. The transcript has 5 exons. Bases 77 to 934 code for a protein of 285 amino acids. Gene Ontology annotation, molecular function: oxidoreductase activity, acting on the CH-OH group of donors, NAD or NADP as acceptor. Lineage: Eukaryota; Viridiplantae; Streptophyta; Magnoliopsida; Rosales; Rosaceae. The record is from RefSeq and is a predicted model, not a curated record.
GAAGGACUAAUAUAUAGGAAGAUCAAAAACAUAUAUAAUUGGAUUGCUCCUUGCAGACCAUCUUCUGCAUAUAGAAAUGGAGGAAACUACCAUCAAUUUUGGGUCUAAGAAGAUUGCAGUUGUUACUGGAGCCAACAAAGGGAUUGGACUUGAGAUUAGCAAGCAAUUAGCUGCUAAAGGAGUUGGGGUGGUAUUAACAGCAAGAGAUGUGAAGAGAGGAACAGAAGCUGCUGAAAAUCUUAAGGCUUCUGGGUUCUCUGAUGUGGUAUUUCAUCAGCUAGAUGUAACAGAGCCGACUACUAUUGCUUCUUUGGCAAACUUUCUUGAAACGCAAUUUGGAAAGCUUGACAUAUUGGUUAACAAUGCAGGAGUCGUUGGAUCUGUAUACCUCACAGCCGACUAUGAUCCAGUGCAAACAUACGAGACAGCGAGGGAUUGUUUGAAAACAAACUAUUAUGGGCUCAAGCAACUCACAGAAGCACUUGUUCCGCUGCUUCAAAAAUCUGAAGCUGCAAGGAUAGUCAAUGUCUCUUCCGGAUUAGGACAGCUAAGAAAUAUUGGAAAUGAGAAGGCCAAGAAGGAGCUAGGAGAUGCAGAUAACCUCAACGAGGAGAAAGUGGACAAGCUAGUUGAGGAAUUUCUGGAGGAUGUGAAACAGGAUUCGAUAGAAUCGAAAGGCUGGCCUCUAAGUAUAUCUGCCUACAUUGUCUCAAAAGCAGCUCUGAAUGCUUAUACAAGACUCUUGGCAAAGAAGUAUCCCCAUAUUGCCAUAAACGCAGUUGGUCCAGGUUAUACCAAAACAGACCUCAAUAAUAAUUCCGGGAUUCUCACAGUUGAAGAAGCUGCAGUAGGUCCUGUGAGGCUGGCUUUGAUAGCCGAAACUAGAAUUUCCGGCCUCUUCUUCAACAGAAAUGAAGAGUCGACCUUUGAUUAGGUCAACGUGAUCCCUGAUGAACUGGACUAUUUUAGAUUUUCAGAAUGUGCUUGAUUUUGUUGAAGUAUUUAUGGGAUUUGUAUGUAUACUUUGAUGUAUCAUUGUAUUAAUAGAGCACAUGUUGUUAUCAUAUUCUUGGCUUUGUUCUGAAAUCUACUACUACCUUGUCACC